Molecule: messenger RNA, 593 nt
Organism: Drosophila busckii
Lineage: Eukaryota; Metazoa; Arthropoda; Insecta; Diptera; Drosophilidae
Gene: Pfdn4
Product: probable prefoldin subunit 4
Exons: 2
Coding region: 102-521 (139 amino acids)
Biological process (GO): protein folding
Cellular component (GO): prefoldin complex; cytoplasm
Source: RefSeq, a predicted model, not a curated record
GCAACACACUGUCAUCCAGGCGGUGAAUAAAUUGUAGGCAAAGCCAACUGUUUAUAAAAUCUCACAUUAAUUUAUUAAAAAAUCAGCAAAUCUAUAUAACAAUGGCCGCCAAAGUAGCAAGCAGCACAAACAAAGUGUUCCAGAGUGUGAACGACGAUGUGCACAUAUCUUUUGAGGAUCAGCAGCGCAUUAAUCGCUUCGCCAAGCACAAUGCACGCAUGGACGAUCUGAAGCUGGAGCUGGAUAUGAAGAAGAACGACCUGAAAUGUGUGGAAGAGGCACUAGAAGAAAUCGAGCUAUUCGACGAGGAUGAGGACAUACCUUUCCUUACCGGUGAGGUAUUCCUUUCACAUAAGCUGGGCAAGACCCAAGAGCUGUUGGCCGACACCAAAGCUCAGACUCUGAAGGAGAUAGAAAGUAUUGAGGCCAAAGCCAAGGUAAUCAAAGCCGAAAUGGACGAACUGAAGGCACUGCUCUAUCAACGUUUUGGCAGCAACAUCUCUUUGGAGAGCGACGACUAAGCAGCAGCAAUAAAUUCAUACAGUUUUGGCAUUUAACGUUUAAAAAUAUAGUACAUUUAAUUUAAAUCCCAA